AACAAAUAUGGCGUCGAAAAAGCCAGCAAACAAACCCAAUGACAUAGAGUUUGAUGACUUGGUAGUGAAUGUUUGUUAUCAUCCUAGUAAAGAUUUAAUUGCAAUAGGUUCAAUUAAUGGUGAUGUAGAUUUAUAUACAUACAAAAUAGAUGGAGAAAAUAAAUUGGAGAACACUUAUAAACAUCAUAAAAAAUCAUGUCGAGCAUUGAAAUUUAAUCCAUCAGGAAACUGUUUAAUUACAGCAUCAAAAGAUAAAUCUAUCAAAUGUUGUGAUCUAGAUACUGGACAACUUAAGAAUAAAAUCAAAGCUGCACAUGAAUCACCUAUCUAUUGUUUAUUAGUCUCAGAUGAAAAUAUUAUUGCUACAGGAGAUGAUGAUGGGAGAAUUAAGGUAUGGGAUUUAAGAAAAAGUAAAUCAAUUUGUGAGUUUAAAGAGAAUGAUGAGUAUAUCAGUGAUAUGGUUGUUGAUUCUAGUAAAAGAACAUUACUCUCUACCAGUGGAGAGGGUACUCUAACAGCUUUUGAUAUCAGGAAAAGAAGAAUGACUGUACAAUCUGAAGUCUUUGAUUCAGAAUUACAAUGUUUAGCCAUUGUUAAGGGCGAAAGAAAAGUAGUGUGUGGUUCAGGGGAUGGUGCUCUAAAUAUAUUUAACUGGAAUGAGUGGGGUUUAAAUAGUGAUCUGUUUCCUGGUCACACAGAUGCUGUGGAUUGUCUGGUACCUAUUAAUAGAAAUAUUGUCUGUACUGGUAGCAGUGAUGGAAUAAUAAGAGGUGUCAAUAUUUUACCAAAUAGUUUUAUGGGUAUAAUAGGGGAACAUGAUGGAUUUCCUAUUGAAGGUCUUAGCCUGAGUCAUGACAGAUGUUUAUUGGCUAGUUGUUCUCAUGAUCAAUGUGUUAAAUUUUGGAAUAUUGAAAAGUUGGAAAAGUUAAAGAUAAAUAAAAAACGAGUAACUAAAUAUAAAACAAAGAAGUUGUUUAGUAGAGACGAAAAUUUUUUUGCUGACAUUAACAAGGAUGUGACACAAGAAGAAGAAGAAGAAUGUGAGGAAGAUGAUGAAGAUGAUGAUUCAGACAGUGAUAGUGAUUAGUUUUAUGAUUAAUUAAGACAAUUAGAAUAUAUUUCGCAAUAUUAUCAUAAUUGAUCAUCUUCAUAAAAUAUUUCAGAUGCCAAAGAAAUACAAUGGAGACGUGUUCUUGAAUCUAUGUUGUAGAAUUAAUCUCAUGAAAAUGAAAAUCAAGGAUAUUGUGAUCUAUUUUUCACAGACUACAACUCAAGGCAACC
This is a messenger RNA of Lottia gigantea (owl limpet), 1281 nucleotides long. RefSeq lists its product as hypothetical. The record is from RefSeq and is a predicted model, not a curated record. Gene Ontology annotation, molecular function: protein binding. The transcript is spliced from 8 exons. NCBI's taxonomy places the organism in Eukaryota, Metazoa, Mollusca, Gastropoda, Lottiidae. Bases 8 to 1087 code for a protein of 359 amino acids.